Molecule: messenger RNA, 609 nt
Organism: Hymenoscyphus albidus
Lineage: Eukaryota; Fungi; Ascomycota; Leotiomycetes; Helotiales; Helotiaceae
Source: the annotation of a GenBank genome assembly
AUGAGCAUGUACUCCAUUGCGAAAUCCAUCGGUCUUCCCGCUACAUACGUGGAACUUCGACAUCAAGCUACGCAUGAGGAGCUCCCAUCCCUCUCGAAACUGAGGACUGCAACCCAGAAGGCGUUGAUGUGGAUAUGGGAGUACUAUUGGGUUAAUUUGACUGCCAAUGACGAUGGGCGGGAAGAAGCAGGAGGGGUCACUGAGUGCAGGGAAUUUGUGAAAAGGGUGGUUGGGGAGGAGAACGAUGAGAGGAGGAGAGAGUUGCAGAGCCACUUGUCGAAUUGGGAGGAGGAUGAAUUGCUCAUGGCGAUCACCGAAGUUCAAUGGACCGAGAAGGAUUCAAAGAUCUUAUUGAGAUGCUUGGAGUUGCAUCGUAACAUCUCCAAUCGGGGUGCUACUUCUUUAGGAACUACCGGACACGGUAUUAAAGUUGGAAAUCUCGACAAACUCAGACAGGAGAUGGCUAGCAUGGAGCAGUGCCUCGAGGAUAAUGAGGAUGAAUCUAGGGCUAAAAAUUUCGUAAAAGAGAAAGCCGUUUCCUUGGAAGAAGGAAAUGGAUGGACGAUGUGGGAAGGCCCUUGGGUAACAAAACCUAUAGGAUUGGUCUGA